Messenger RNA from Pedinophyceae sp. YPF-701, 1206 nucleotides. The record is from the annotation of a GenBank genome assembly. NCBI's taxonomy places the organism in Eukaryota, Viridiplantae, Chlorophyta, Pedinophyceae.
AUGCAGCAAGGCCAGGGCGAGGCACACAUACCGUUGAGCGAGCAGGCUCGCGUCGCCACCGCCGCCCGCGGUGGCGACAGCGACGAGGCGGCGGAGCUGCGGGCCUUUUACGAGAAGUCCUGGCAGGCGGCCCCAGGCGAGGCCCGCGCGCCCCUGCCGCGCUCCAUCCACCACAUGGGCGACGACUUCUGCAUGUACCACUACAAGAUCGACAUGUGCACCAGCACCAUCCCGCACGACUGGACGUCCUGCCCCUUCGCGCACCCGGGCGAGAAGGCCCGCCGCCGCAACCCGCUGCUCUGCAACUACGCCGGCGUGCCCUGCCCGGACUCCCGCAAGGGUCGUUGCCAGCGCGGAGAGGCGUGUCCGUACGCGCACGGGGUGUUUGAGUGCUGGCUGCACCCGCUGCGGUUCCGCUCGCAGAUGUGCAAGGACGGCCCGCGCUGCGAGCGCCCCGUGUGCUUCUUCGCGCACAACCUCCAGGAGCUGCGCGUGCCGAACACGGCGGCCGCGGGGGGGCAGGGCGGGCACAUUCCGCGCCCGCCGACGCUCCCGCCCGCCGCGGUGGUGACGUCGACGCGGUCGCGCACGCAGCGCGCGCCCGCGGGCGGCGCCGGGCACGCCCCGGCGUCGUUCGGCGCCGCGACGCGGCGCGUGACGUCGCCGCCGCGCUACCGGCCCGUGAUGGUCGACGUCGCCACGCUGGCCGCGCUGGGCGCGGGCGACGCCGCGCCGUACGACGCGAUCUCGCUCGUGCCGUCGGACCUCGAGGCGCUCGCGCAGCUGUCGCUGUCGCCGCAGAAGCGGCCCGCGGGGCACGUGGCGGGCGCCGCCGGCGCCAGCGCAGCGUGGCGGCCCCAGGACGGCGCCGUGCCGCCGGGGCUGACCGACGCGGACAUCGAGGCCCUCCUGGCCGCGAUCCCGGCGGGCCAGCUCCCCGGAGCGAUGCAGGACAUGCCGGCGCUGCUGGCGGCGCUGUCGGCGGGCCAGCAGCACCACCACCAGGCGGCGCUGCACGAGCAGCACGACGGCGCGGAGGACGGCGAGUGGGCCGCGGCGCAGCGCGCGGAGCCCGGCGCGCCGGAGCAGGACGCGGGCGCGCCCAGCGGCGAAGCAGCGCGCACGCAGGACGCUGUUGCCGCCGCCGAUGGGCCGUCGCGCCCGGCAGCGGCCGGAACUCAACCAGACGACUCGGGCGCUCAGUGA